Messenger RNA from Penicillium antarcticum, 3810 nucleotides. Its product is annotated as hybrid sensor histidine kinase/response regulator. Lineage: Eukaryota; Fungi; Ascomycota; Eurotiomycetes; Eurotiales; Aspergillaceae. Gene Ontology annotation, molecular function: protein binding; phosphorelay sensor kinase activity. The record is from RefSeq and is a predicted model, not a curated record. The transcript is spliced from 3 exons. Bases 1 to 3810 code for a protein of 1269 amino acids. Gene Ontology annotation, biological process: phosphorelay signal transduction system; phosphorylation.
AUGUCACGCCCAACCUCGUUCCGCGAUGCUCAGUACCAAACCAACUUUGGCACUUCGGACGAGCGUGAAUUCUAUAAGUACUUACCGCCGUACCAUUUGAAAGCGCACGCCCUUCACCACAUCGGGCCCAUUACUCCGUCAAAGGAAUUCGUUGCCCGAUCGUCGGUGGAUCCCGUUCUGACGGCAUUUGCCCAACUGGGUACUUUACGACUGGAUGCCCAACGCACCCUGAUUUCGCUAUUCAGUCGAAACGAGCAGCACAUUCUUACCGAAGCCACCCGAACCCUAAGCCUUCAAGAUGACACCGACCACAAUUGCCGAGAUGAGUUAUGGCUCGGGAGCUGCACGGUUUCAUAUGAUCGCAGUUUCUGUAGAUCUGUCUUGAAACCCGUUGCAAAUGCGCAAGCUCCUAGUGACCGCGUCUUCGUUGUGCCAGACCUCACGCAGGAUGAUGAGUUCAAGGACCACCCGGAUGUCACAUCCUUUCCGAAUGUCAGGUUCUUAGCCUCUAGCCCUAUCAUUAGCCCAAAGGGUAUCGUGAUAGGUGCUUAUACAGUUCUUGAUGAUAAACCACACGAUCCGUUGGAAGCUAGUUUGCUGAAGUUUCUGGCUGAUGUAGGGGCCACUGUCAUGAAUUACUUGGAAACAAGCCGGGCAAGAAGCCAACAUGUCCGCAGUGAGCGUAUGGUGGUGGGCCUUGGAAGCUUUCUGGAGGGAAAGGGCAGUUUGCGCAACUCGUGGCUCAUCGAAAUUGAAGGUCACCACAGUGACAAAAAUAGCACAUCAGAGGGACAUGUCAACCAAGAACAACAAGAUAAGCAAGUUUCCCAUCAUGUCCAUUUAGCCAUGGCGCGAAAUGGUCCGUCUAGUCACGUACCUUUCCACCCAUAUAAUCUUCACAUUCCCCGGAGUCAGACAUCUCAGACUGUUGAGCAAAAGCAGACACCAGUGGUCACUGCAGAUACCAGCAAACGAGAUGCUAAGGCGCAAUCCAAGCUCGACCGGACAUCUCAGGCAGCCAUUACACAGGGUGAUGAACGACAAUCCCCGAGAGAUGAUUACACAGCUAAGGUGAAGGAAACCUUUUCGCGUGCGGCCAAUCUCAUUCGCGAGAGUAUCGAAGUUGAAGCGGUUGUCUUUUUCGAUGCCAAGUUUCGUUCUCAGGAGUCUUUGGUCAGCAACGCUAAAUCUGACACCGAGAGCAGUGGUGUUGAAAGCUCCUCGUAUUCUUCCAGUGAUGAUGAACCCAAAGAGCGAGACUCGCUUGGACAGCAGGUUUUGCUAGGAAGAGAACAAGAUGACCAUGCCGGGAAAAGCACGUCAAAUCCUUGCCAGAUACUUGGAUUUUCAACUUCGAAUGCGUCCAGCGUCAGCGAACAAUGGAUCAAAAAUAACGAAAUCGCAUUAUCCGAGUCUUUCCUCGGUGGGCUUCUGCACCGUUAUCCGCGAGGAAAGAUUUUCAACUUUGGCGAAAACGGCGCAAUCUCGUCUGAUGAAACCAGCGAUGGUGUUUUCAAACCCUUUUUCCGGCGUACUGGGGGCAAGAAGUAUAAAAAAACACGGAAGGCUCUAGUGCGUCAGGAUGCCGAAGCACUUCUUCAACUCGCCCCCGAUUCUCGAAGCAUCGUUUUCUCGCCGUUGUGGGAUUCACACAAAGGCAGGUGGUAUUCAGGCAGUCUGACCUGGACACGAUCACCCCAUCGUGUGUUCACAUCCAAUGAUGAAUUGGCGUUCCUUCUGGCAUUUGGAAAUAGUGUCAUGGCUGAAGUACAUCGACUCGGUGCCCAUUUUUCCGAACGGGCAAAGUCAGAUCUGCUUGCAGGGCUCAGUCAUGAGCUUCGAUCGCCUCUUCACGGAAUUUUUGGUACUGCAGAGCUCCUCAACGAUACUGUGAUUGAUGCGCUCCAGCGUGGCUUCGUUCAUACUAUUGGGGCCUGUGCGUUCACACUCUUGGGUUCAAUCAACCAACUGCUUGAGUAUGCCAGCAUUAAUGAUGUUCGGCCAAAUUCCCUCGGCAAAACACCUGGUGGAACCCACCGUAGAUCAUUCACAGGGCAUUCUACAGCCGAGCAGAGUCCAAACUAUGGGAAGGUCGAUGUCGACUCCUAUGUUGAACUCGAUUCUGCCGUGGAAGAUGUUCUAGAGACAGUAUUUGCGGGCUUUUCUUUUUUUGACAACUCACGUUCUCCGCUCCGGGGUAUUGCUGGGUUCGCGUCACCAAAAAAAUCAUUUGUGUCUCAACGAGGAGUAAAGGUCAUCCUCGACAUCGAUAGUGCAAAGAGUUGGAAGUUUUCAACCCGACCUGGCGCAUGGCAUGUGAUCCUCACGAAUGUCUUUGGGAAUGCCCUCAAGUUCACUCAGUAUGGGUACAUACAUGUCUCUUUGAAGGCAACCCCAGUUGAAUACGGAAUGAGUGGCGACCCCUCACGGUCAGAGGUCACAGUGAUUAUUAAAGACACCGGAUGUGGCAUUGACCCAGAUUAUCUCAAAAACGGGCUGUUCACUGCUUUCUCUCAAGAAGACAGCAUGACAACCGGUAAUGGUCUUGGGUUCAGCAUCACGCACCGGAUUGUCAAAUCGCUUGGGGGUGUCAUUCAGGUUAAUUCUCAGAAGGAUAUUGGCACUGAAGUCAUCACUACCGUGACUCUCGAUCACGUCUCCGAGCUCGAUACUACAGAGGGCCUGGAUACUCGCGUCCCUGUGCCAAUGACGAAAGCUCUUGUUCACGAUAAAACCAUUGGUGUGCUAGGCCUAGGGACCUCUGACCUAGACACUGCACUUUGUUUAUCCUUGCAAAAAUUGUGUCAAGAUUGGUUCGGCAUGAAUGUGUCCUUGGUUGUUCCGUCACAGACGCAUUUCGACCACUGCGACUUUUACAUUUCACCCCAUGAAUUCCUAGAUCUUGGCAAUUUGGAAAUCAAGCCCAUUGCCCCUAGUCCAAACACCCGAUUUACUUCACCUGUCAUUAUCAUCUGCUCAUCGCCAAGGGUUGCGCAUUCAAUGUCUGCAAACGCCCAGAGACGCGGGGAUACAGAGGUCCUUGAGUUUAUCAGCCAGCCAUGUGGGCCACGCAAAUUGGCAAACACAUUGGAAAUCUGCAUCAAGCGCCAACAAGAACGACUAGAUCUGUUGAGCGGCACACGAAGAAAACCAUCAAGGGCAGUCGACUCUUCGGCUACUGAUGAUGAAGGAAGUUUGCUUCUCAACACGCCAACUAGCGGUUUCAGCGAAGAUCCUAAGAUCGAUAUUCCAGAAGGCCAGUUUCUGAAAAAUUUCCUUGGAUCGCAAAAUUCGUCAGAUGAUGUGGUGGAUAGCCCUUAUAAAUCUCCGAUUGCUUCAGGGGACGACCCACUUGUCGCAAAGGAACUAGAUCUAGCAGUCGAGCCUCAACAGGUAGCACCUAUGACUGUUCUCCUUGUGGAUGACAAUGACAUCAACCUACGACUCUUAAUUGCGUUCAUGAAAAAGUUAAAAUGUGAUUACGCGCUUGCACAAAAUGGGGAAGAAGCCUUGGAAUUUUUCAAGGCUAAUGCCUCCAAUAUCAGCAUUAUCAUCAUGGAUAUAUCCAUGCCAGUCAUGGACGGCCUGGUAGCCACAAGGCGAAUACGCGAAUUUGAAAAGACAUUAGCGACUAAUGAUCGUGUCACGAUCGUCGCCCUGACCGGCCUUGCGCAAGCUGACGUGCAGCGCGAUGCCACGGGAUCCGGUAUGGAUUUGUUUCUGACAAAACCCGUGCGGCUGGACAGUCUCGUGCCAAUCAUCAAGGGCAUACUACCCAUAACCCAUCCCAUAUGGGAGGGUCAGAGGUGA